Helianthus annuus (common sunflower) is the source of this 717-nucleotide messenger RNA. Its product is annotated as glycerophosphodiester phosphodiesterase GDPD1, chloroplastic-like. The record is from RefSeq and is a predicted model, not a curated record. Bases 318 to 686 code for a protein of 122 amino acids. The transcript is spliced from 5 exons. Lineage: Eukaryota; Viridiplantae; Streptophyta; Magnoliopsida; Asterales; Asteraceae. Gene Ontology annotation, molecular function: phosphoric diester hydrolase activity. Gene Ontology annotation, biological process: glycerophospholipid catabolic process.
UGGCAGAUAAUUCUGUGUUGGUUUUACACUACGGUGCGUCUUGAAAUUGUGCUCAUGAUGUUCUUGGAUCUUUUAUGCUGUGUGAGCAAUGAGAGCUGGGACUAUCAGGGUUGUCUAUGCUGGAAUUGUACAGGAGUAGAUGUGAGUAAUAUACUGAAAGGUUUACCAAAAUUCACGGUGGUCGGUCACCGGGGUCAUGAGAUGAACAUCUUGCAGUCAACGGAUAACAAAAUGAAAACUUUUAAGAGAAUUCAAUUCUUUCGUUCAAUAAAGUUGCUGAUCAUCCACCUGAUUUCAUUGAAUUUGACAUUCAGGUGAUGAAAGAUGACACGCCGAUUAUCUUCCACGAUAAUUUCAUCAUCUCUGAAGAGAAUGGCAAUGUAGUUGAAAGACCUGUACUUUUCUCUAGCUUCCAGCCUGAUGUAGCCUUGCUGAUGAAGAAACUUCAGCAUCAAUACCCGGUGAACUUCUUGACAAACGGAGGAAACGAGACGUACGACGAUGUUCGAAUGAAUUCGUUAGAAGAAGCAAAGAAUCUGGCCAUAUCGGGAGGAUUAGAUGGCGUUGUUUUAGAAGUAAAGGGUAUAUUUAGAAACCCUUCGGUAGUAAGAGAAAUUAAAGAAUCAAAUCUAUCCCUCCUAACUUAUGGAAAACAAAAUAAUGUCCCUGAAGCUGUUCAUGUUUAGUAUCUUAUGGGUGUAGAGGGUGUGAUUGUUG